Messenger RNA from Daldinia decipiens, 733 nucleotides. RefSeq lists its product as uncharacterized. Lineage: Eukaryota; Fungi; Ascomycota; Sordariomycetes; Xylariales; Hypoxylaceae. Bases 255 to 581 code for a protein of 108 amino acids. The record is from RefSeq and is a predicted model, not a curated record. The transcript is spliced from 2 exons.
UUUGGUGAGAUGUUAUAGAAGAAGAUAGCACCACUCCACAAGCGCUGCUACUUACCGAGCCGGUCUUGGCUUGCGAUUAAUAGGAAGCUGAUAACAUGUUAUGGCUAGAAGCUCGUAUAUACUCAUGUAUAUAAAGCCUCGACAAAUUUGCGAUUGAAAGACGAAAUACGAUGGUCUUACCACACCUAACACCAUACCAAACACUCCUAGUUAAUUAGACGUGCCUAUAUCUAUCCAUCUCAAAGGCUUCCAAAAUGCGUGUUCCUACUAUCGCAACUCUUGCUGCUAUCAUCGCAUUCGCGACUUCGACUCCUACACCUCAGGCAGACCCCCCCGAGACCGACCUUUGUCUCCAGUGGAAGUUCUUGUCGGCAGAGUUAUGCUCAGACAUCGACCCUACAUACACCAAUGAGACUUUACCAGCUCUUGGUUGGUAUUGCUGUUGGUACCAAGGGCCUUUCGCGCCUCCACCAGCUUUGCCGGUGUCGGCGUGGUUGACGUUUGCGGAGGACGACUCAGUUGCAAACCGUUGCUUGGCUGGUGGAACUUGUAAGCAAGGGUUACCUGAUGGUCGUAGCUAAAUUAGAAGAAUGCCUUCAAAAGUACCUUCAAAGGGGGUCAGAAGAUAUGGCAGAAUAAGCGCAUGGGAAAUCUUUAUCUAUCUUCUAUUUUACUAGUGAUCAAUGAUAUAGAAAUGUUAUAUGCUGUGUUAAGAAGUAAAAAGACAUAUUGU